AUGUUCUCCAUUAACAUAUCCACCUGGCUUCACAAUCAAGGCCAAGCAAUAUCUUUACAGGCUUCUUUGGAUGUUGAGCUGCCUACGGGAGUCGCCGUGGAUGGCAAUUCCAUGCUGGCGGUCACGAAGGCAGCGCAGCAGGUGUUUCUCUUCAUCUACGAGAAGAACGACGGCUCAUGGGAGGAGGUCUACCGCCAAGAGAUUGGGGAAACAUCUCCGUUUGGAAACUUCCUCGAAGAUGCAGAUAUUUCCAGCUCCGGCAAGGCAGUGGUGACAGGGGCUUCAAACAACAUGCGAAGGGCCUCCUUCUUCGAGAGGGGCACCGAUGGCAUUUGGGGGCCAACGCAGACAUUGCUCCUCAACAGCUCUAUAGGGGAUGUCAGUGCGAGCAUCUCUGCGACCGCCGCAGUAGUGACUUCCUUCGUCACUGACGUUGAUCAGAUGCGUAUCAACACCACCGCCGUUGGCAGGAUCAUCGGGUGCAACACAACCGAACCUACAACUCCGACGCCGACAUACGGGCAUUCGUACUACCGGGACUUUCGGCGCUUCCGACGUAGACGGCGCCGGAGGUGCAGGCGCUGCAAGUAUGGAUGGUAUGAGCAAGCGACUUGA
Messenger RNA from Symbiodinium natans, 615 nucleotides. The record is from the annotation of a GenBank genome assembly. Lineage: Eukaryota; Dinophyceae; Suessiales; Symbiodiniaceae.